This is a messenger RNA of Rana temporaria (common frog), 2264 nucleotides long. It is a transcript of the gene LMBR1, whose product is annotated as limb development membrane protein 1. Lineage: Eukaryota; Metazoa; Chordata; Amphibia; Anura; Ranidae. The record is from RefSeq and is a predicted model, not a curated record. Gene Ontology annotation, molecular function: transmembrane signaling receptor activity. Gene Ontology annotation, biological process: signal transduction. The transcript is spliced from 17 exons. The coding region runs from base 291 to 1748 and encodes 485 amino acids.
AACGCUAGGACUCCGCCAAUCAGGACGCGGAACAGAAACCACGACCCAGGGUUGCCCUGCCUCCGGGCCAAUCAGCGGGCGCGUUACGAGCAGGCAGUGUGUGUGCCAGUGUUUUGGCCGGAGCGGUGUGUGAAGGGAGAAGAAGGAGUGGUGCGGAGCCCGGGGGAGGAGGGGGAGGCCGGGUCUUUGUUAUUGUUGUUCCUCCCUGUGUGCCCGGACGGAGGAGGAUGCUCUUCGGGGUCACCAGCAGUAGCAGCCAUAGUCUGUGGUGGGCUCCAGCAAUAUGAAGGAUGGACGAGGACGAGGUGACCAUCAGAGAGCAGAACUUUCACAGCCAAGUUAGAGAAUACAUUAUCUGCUUUCUUAUGUUUGCCAUUUUAUACAUUGUGUCAUACUUCAUCAUCACACAAUACAAAAGAAAAGCAGAUGAGCAAGAGGAUGAGGACGCUACUGUCAACCGUGUUUCACUGUUCCUGAGUACAUUCACACUGGCAGUUUCAGCUGGUGCUGUGCUGCUUCUUCCUUUCUCCAUUAUUAGCAAUGAGAUUCUCCUGUCCUUCCCUAAAAGCUACUAUAUCCAAUGGCUGAAUGGAUCUCUAAUUCAUGGUCUCUGGAAUCUCGUUUCCCUUUUCUCCAAUCUGUGUCUUUUUGUGCUGAUGCCAUUUACUUUCUUCUUUCUUGAAUCUGAAGGCUUCGCUGGACUGAAAAAGGGAAUUCAAGCUCGGAUUCUAGAGACUGUUGUCAUGCUCAUUCUCUUGGCACUCCUUAUCUUUGGCAUUGUGUGGGUGGCAUCUGCCUUGAUUGACAACAGUUCUGCAAGCAUGGAGUCUUUGUAUGAUCUCUGGGAAUAUUACCUACCCUAUUUAUAUUCCUGUAUUUCAUUGAUGGGAUGUCUUUUAUUACUCCUGUGUACGCCUGUUGGAUUUUCCAGAAUGUUUACAGUAAUGGGUCAACUUUUGGUCAGGCCAACGAUCCUCGAGGAUCUUGAUGAGCAGAUGUAUAUCAUAAGUUUACAAGAAGAGGCUCUACAACGAAAGCUGAAUGGAGGAACUUCUUCAGUAGAGAACCACACAAAGAAGAUUGAGAAUGAUCUUAUGAUUGCGAAGAACAUGAAGUCGAAACUUGAAAGACGCAAGAAUGCCUCUGCCUGGGAGAGAAAUCUUGUCUACCCGGCUGUAAUGAUACUACUUCUCACCGUAACGUCCUUUUCCGUGAUUCUGGUCUCUUGCAACAUUCUGAGAUUACUGGUGGACGAAACCGCAAUGCCAAAAGGUUCAAAGGGUCCAGGCAUCGGAAAUGCAUCACUGUUCACUUUUGGAUUUGCUGGAGCUGUGUUAGAAAUUAUUCUGAUUUUUUAUCUGAUGAUUUCCUCUGUUGUCGGCUUCUAUAGCCUGUGCUUUUUUGGAAGUUUAACCCCAAGGAAGGAUGACACAACAAUGACAAAGAUCAUUGGGAACUGUGUCUCUAUUCUGGUGCUCAGCUCGGCCUUACCAGUUAUGUCCAGAACAUUAGGAAUCACAAGAUUUGAUCUCUUGGGUGAUUUUGGACGAUUUAACUGGCUGGGAAACUUCUAUAUUGUUGUUACAUAUAAUCUGAUAUUUGCAGUUGUGACAACUCUAUGUUUAGUAAGAAAGUUCACCUCAGCUGUUCGGGAGGAGCUGUUAAAAGCAAUAGGUUUGAAUAAACUUCAGCUGUCUAAUGAGCCCAGCGAUUCAGCAUCCACCAAUGGGCAUCAGAAAACACUGUGAAAUAUCAUUUAGCAUGGCUGCAAUCAACAGUCCUCUUAGGAUGUGGGCCCAUUGGUUGAACCAUCACUUGUAAUGUCCACAUAGCUCUAGUCUUAUCUACGCAGCAGAGACUUGUAGGUCAGUUUGACCAUGUAGCCACAUUUUUGUGAACUAGACUUUCUUACUUUUUUUUUUCUCUUGUUAUGUUACAGGGGAAAACUUAAAUGUGACAUUUUGUUUCAACAUGUACACCAUGUAGAGUCGUACACCAACAAAGAACCUGAGCCUCACAAACAGUUUUACAUUUUACAUAGGAUUGCAAGUUAAUGUUUUGGUGCUUGAACUCCUCUGUCCCAGACAAGCCAGCCCAACCCUGAAGUCACCUUUAGUGUAUGAUUUAUUAAAAGUUUGUCUGGGCAAAAAAAAAAAUCAGUAUAUCUUUGCAUUACAUGUAAAUUUCCCAGUGCUUUGUCAUUAAAAAUGCUGCAAAUAUUGAAAUAUUUCCAUAAUUCCAGCUAUAAAUCCAGUGAGCUCUUA